Molecule: messenger RNA, 1692 nt
Organism: Trifolium pratense (red clover)
Lineage: Eukaryota; Viridiplantae; Streptophyta; Magnoliopsida; Fabales; Fabaceae
Product: probable WRKY transcription factor 31
Exons: 5
Coding region: 1-1692 (563 amino acids)
Biological process (GO): regulation of DNA-templated transcription
Molecular function (GO): DNA-binding transcription factor activity; sequence-specific DNA binding
Source: RefSeq, a predicted model, not a curated record
AUGGAUUCAGAUCCAAUUGAUAACAACACAAUUGUUCUUAACUCUUUCACUGAAGACAUAAACAAUCCCAUGUUGACACAUAGUCCCAAAAACAACAUAGAUGCUGUUGAUACACAAAGUACAAUCCCAUUCCAAUUAAUCAACCUUAAUUGCUCCAAUGAAAACCAAACAUCUCAUGAAACAUUGAAAGAGUUUGAUUUCUUUAAUGUUAAUAAUAACAAUGAUCAUAAUAAGGUUGUCUCUCUCUCUGCCUUUGCCCUUGACAAUGAUACCAACAUACCAUCUUUAUUGAAAAUCAAACUCAAUACUGGCACCGGUGAUCUUCUUAACCCCAAUACUAGCGGUGAUCAAUCUAUGGUGGAUGAUGGCAUGUCACCUACUUCUGACAACAAGGAUAUUAAGAAUGAGAUGGCUAUUCUUCAAGGUGAGCUUGAUCGAGCAAACACGGAGAAUCGUCGAUUGAAGCUAAUACUUGAUCAACUUCAAACAGAUUACGAUACCCUGCGUAUGCAUUUCAAUAAAGUGAUGCAUUACCGUAUGGUUGAUGAAAAGUCUAAAGAGAAAGACAGAAUUGAGAAUGGUAAAGUUUUGGUUCCAGGUCAAAUUAUUGAUUUCGAGUUGGCUCCUAAUGCUGAGACCGAGAUGGAUCUUGAUCCCUCCUCUUCAUCAAUUGGAAGAAAAAGAAGUCGCGAUGAAUUAGGAUUGCUGACAAAUAACACCGGUGUUGCUUCCCGUGAAUUAGUCCUAGAAAAGAACAUUAAUGUUAGUGAUGAAAAGAAGGAACUUGGUAAAGGGAUUGAAAAUGAAGAUAGUCCCAUAGGUAAUGCUGACAAAACUCAAAGUUUGAAUCCUUCAAACAAUUUUAGUAGUAUUCAUCAAGUUGAGGAUGCAUUGGGGAAAGCAAGAGUUUCUGUUAGAGCUAGAUCAGAAGAAGACAUGGUUCCAGAUGGAGGCCACUGGAGAAAGUAUGGUCAAAAAAUGGCGAAAGGAAACCCAUGUGCUCGAUCUUAUUAUCGAUGCAGCAUGGCUGCUGGCUGCCCGGUUAGAAAACAGAUACAAAGGAGUCCUCAAGACACAACAAUUGUAAUCACAACAUAUGAAGGGUAUCACAACCACUCUUUACCUCCAAAAGCCGCGGAAAUGGCACAAAGAACUUCAUCAGCUGCAAAAAUGUUUCUUACAGGAUCAACAUCAAGCAAAGAUGGAAAAAUGAAUGUAGAUUUCGUUAAAAAAACACUUCAUCCAGAAUCUUCAAGUUCUCCAACUAUCUCAACAAAUUCUCUUUUGCCAAUUGUUACAAUUGACUACACUAAACCUUCGAGUAGUCAUCCCUCAAGGCGUCAAAAUCAUCAGCAAAUUCCUGGAAACCCUUAUAAUUUUUCAAGCUCCUCAUCUUCUAAAAUUCCUCAAGACCAAUCAAAGUUGUCUGGUCUUUAUAUGUCACCAAAUUCAACAAACCUUUCUGAAAUUGUAGUCCCGAAUGUUACACAAGCAUUUAGUGAUGCCAUGGCUGCUGAUCCAAAUUUCACUGCUGCUUUGGCUGCUCUUAUUACUUCGAUUAUGCGUACUUCUCAGUCAACCGGCAAUGCUACUACUAGUAGUACUACUACUAGUACUGCUGCUGCUACCGAUGGAACAGGAAACAACAAUGCAAAUCUCGCAAGUAGCGACAAUAAUAAUGGGAAGGAGUAG